Molecule: messenger RNA, 2130 nt
Organism: Hyaloscypha bicolor E
Lineage: Eukaryota; Fungi; Ascomycota; Leotiomycetes; Helotiales; Hyaloscyphaceae
Product: NADPH-cytochrome P450 reductase
Exons: 2
Coding region: 1-2067 (688 amino acids)
Cellular component (GO): cytosol
Molecular function (GO): FMN binding; NADPH-hemoprotein reductase activity; flavin adenine dinucleotide binding
Source: RefSeq, a predicted model, not a curated record
AUGGUCGACCCUUCGCUUUUUGCGGGAGUCGAGAGCCUUCUCCAACAAGCUCAGAAAGAUGACUUCGCUUUCCUUGCACUGAUUAUCUUGACGGGAAUCUUCUACAAUGUCUACAUCAAAGAGAAACCUGAUCCGUACCACCAUGUCUGGUUCGAGAAGCCGCAGACAGCAGAUGCAAAUGCCAAAGGAGCAGAUACAAGAGAUAUUGGAGUGAAGCUUGAAGAAAGUAAAAAAGAUCUGGUCAUCUUCUGGGGUUCUCAAUCCGGGACAGCAGAAGGCUUCGCAAACCGCCUGGUACGAGACUGCCGAAGCCGAUUCGGACUCGAUGCUCUUUCAGCAGACCUCUCAGACUACGACCCCGAGUCCAUCUCCAACAUCCCCUCAACCAAGUUAGCCAUUUUCAUCAUCUCAACCUACGGCGAAGGCGACCCCAGCGACAACGCCACCCAAUUCCUCUCAUGGCUAGAUACAAACAAGACUGUCCAGUUCUCUAAGCUGUCGUACGCAGCAUUCGGGCUCGGAAACAAGAAAUACAAGUUCUACAACAAAGUGGUGGACGUCGUGGUUGAGGCUCUCGAUCGCUCGGGGGCAAUAUCCCUGCUCCCAGUCGGUAAAGCAGACGAUUCAAAUGGCACAACGGAGGAAGAUUUCACAGGGUGGAAACAAUCUCUCUUCUCCCUCUUCCGAGGGACUUUAGGCUUUGUGGAGCGGCCAGCACAAUAUGAGCCAACCCUAAAAGUUAUCGAAGACACGUCCCUAGAUAUCAUCGACCUUCACCUCGGCGAACCCAUCAAAUCGAAAACAGCAAAGAAAGGCAGCACACAAACGUCGCCAAUCCAACCACUGCCUGUAAAAACUGCCAAGAAGCUGCUCGCCACCGAGGAAAGAAAUUGUCUCCACCUCGACCUCUCCCUCCACGAUUUCCCAGAAUUGAAAUACAAAACGGGCGACCACCUCGCUGUCUGGCCUUCAAACCCAUCCUCUGAGAUAAAUAUCUUGGUAUCCGCACUGGGACUGCAACUAAGAACGGAAACUCCCCUGUUGAUUCAGGGUCUCGAGUCUGGAGUGAAAGUCAAGGUUCCCUCGCCGACAACAUGGCAAGCACUCUUACAGCACUACCUCGAGAUUUCCGGACCCGUACCACGAGAAACCGUCCUCUCACUGGCACAAUUUGCUCUCGAUGAAUCGUCAAAAGCCACUUUGAAACAGCUCGGCGAGGACAAAGACGCCUACCACACCUAUUGUUCAAUGAACCACGUUACGCUCGGUCGACUUCUCACCUCCCUCAAUCCCACCCCUGGAGCGUGGUCUGGAAUUCCAUUGUCAUUUAUCCUAGAAAGUCUCCCAGUCCUCGCACCUCGAUACUACAGCAUCUCAUCAUCCUCCAUCGUCUCGCCAAAGACAGUAUCGAUCACAGUCGCUACAUCCUCCGAACCAUCACCCGGCCAUUCUAUCUGCGUCCCCGGAUUAACGACAAGCUAUCUCUCCUCCCUCGAAUCCCACACCCGCUCAAUCACCAGCACAGAAUUCACAUUCCCAUCAGAUUCCCAGCUCACACUCUACGCACAAGUGCGAACCUCCAAAUUCCGCCUCCCGACCCUGCCAAAACACCCCAUUAUCCUCGUCGCUUCUGGCUCUGGCUUGGCUCCCUUCCUCGGCUUCCUUGACGAACGAGCGCGCCUCACCUCCAUCGGACGAGAAGUCGGUCAUUCCCUCCUCUUCUUUGGAUGCCGCUCUCCCUUAGAAUACCUCUACAAAUCCGAGCUCGAAGCGCUCCAAACUUCUAGUCAGGAGAUUGAAGUCGUGAGCGCAUUCUCAAGGGAGGCUGGUAAGGAGAAGAAGUAUGUUCAGGAUAGAGUAGAGGAAAAGGCAGAAGAGGUGUGCAGGAUGCUGGUUGAGGAGAAUGCGUAUUUUUAUAUUUGUGGCAGUGCGAGUAUGGCAAGGGAUGUUAAAGCGCGUGUUGAAGGGAUGUUGGGGAAGAAGAUGGGCUGGGGAGAACAAGAGGUUCGAGAGUGGAGUGAGGGGUUGAGGAGAGGAAGGCGGUGGCAGGAGGAUGUUUGGGGAUGAGUUUGAUAUAAGAGUAUUAUUUUUUCGGAUUUGUAGAUAGAGGUGUUAUUCAAUGUUAUUGAG